AGUGAGAGACUGUGAGGAAAAAAAAAAACCAGAAAAACCAAAACCUCGAAAAACGCCGCGACCAACCGUUGCGGAUCAUCCUGCGCGUGUUGUCCUCUUCUCCUCCACCCACACUCCGCCGCCUCGCCGGAAUCCGGAUCUCUCCUCUUCUCACCGGAAGGAGGAGGAGGAGGACGAGGAGGAGCUCUUCCCCGUCCCCUUAUCGUCCCUGCUCCGCGCCUCCACGACAAGCGCCGCCUCGGUUCGAGGGGGAGGGAUCGAGGAUGUGGUCGUCGAGCCAGGCGAGCACGAGGGGCGUGAUAGAGGUGGGGAGGGUGGAGGCCGGGCCGUCCCAUUUCCCCAAGAGGCAGCCUGCGCCGCGCAAUUCCUCCAGGAUCAAUCUAUCGAGGACAUAUGCAAUUAAAUCUUGUUCAGUGAGUAGCCGCACAGGGCUUUGUGUUGGACAAUGUUAUCAUAAAAAGUUUUCUUCUUGCAAAUGCAAGUUGGGAUGGUCUUCUCAACCAUUGUCUGGCUUGAGGCAUCACUUCAGAGUUCAUUCAUCAGCAUCAGAGGCAGUUCUUACUUCUCAAUCUGAUUUUGCAAAACUUCUUGUUGGGAACGAGAAAAUUGGUGUUCUCUUGCUGAAUCUUGGAGGUCCAGAGACCCUUGAUGACGUGCAGCCUUUCUUGUUCAAUCUUUUUGCUGAUCCGGAUAUUAUCCGUCUUCCUAGAUUGUUUCGCUUUCUACAGAAGCCACUAGCACAAUUCAUAUCUGUUGUAAGAGCACCAAAGAGCAAGGAAGGUUAUGCAUCCAUAGGUGGUGGUUCUCCUCUUCGUCAAAUUACUGAUGCACAGGCUGAAGCACUGAGGAAAGCAUUAUGUGACAAAGAUAUUCCUGCCAAGGUGUAUGUUGGAAUGCGGUACUGGCAUCCAUUCACGGAGGAAGCUAUAGAACAAAUAAAACGGGAUGGCAUCACAAAACUUGUUGUACUCCCUCUGUACCCCCAGUUCUCCAUAUCAACUAGUGGUUCAAGUCUCCGUUUACUGGAGGGCAUAUUCAGAGAGGAUGAGUAUCUGGUGAAUAUGCAGCAUACAGUUAUACCUUCCUGGUAUCAACGUGAAGGAUAUAUCAAGGCCAUGGCGACUUUGAUUGAGAAAGAACUAUCGAUGUUUCCAGAACCCCAAAAGGCUAUGAUAUUUUUCAGUGCCCAUGGGGUUCCUCUGGCAUAUGUAGAAGAAGCUGGUGAUCCGUACAAAGCAGAGAUGGAAGAGUGCGUGGAUCUUAUUAUGGAGGAACUCGAAAAAAGAGGAAUAACAAAUUCGUGUACACUUGCCUACCAGAGCCGAGUGGGGCCAGUUGAAUGGCUGAAACCCUACACAGAUGAGACAAUUAUCGAGCUGGGGCAGAAAGGAGUAAAGAGCCUUCUAGCUGUUCCCAUCAGUUUUGUCAGUGAACAUAUUGAGACUUUGGAAGAAAUUGAUGUAGAGUACAAGGAAUUGGCUUUAGAAUCUGGCAUCAAGCACUGGGGACGAGUUCCUGCAUUAGGUUGUGAACCCACAUUCAUAACAGAUCUUGCUGAUGCUGUUAUUGAAAGCUUGCCUUAUGUUGGUGCAAUGGCUGUUUCCAACCUUGAAGCUCGGCAGCCACUGGUGCCACUUGGGAGCGUGGAAGAAUUGCUAGCAGCAUACGACUCGAAACGUGAUGAGCUGCCCCCUCCAGUGACUGUAUGGGAGUGGGGCUGGACGAAGAGCGCGGAGACGUGGAACGGCCGGGCUGCUAUGCUGGCUGUGCUGGCUCUCCUGGUGCUGGAGGUGACAACCGGAGAAGGGUUCUUGCACCAGUGGGGCAUCUUGCCGUUGUUCCGCUGAGCCUAUAGAUGGGGGGCUCUCUCCUCAGGUCAGCUCUCUUUGAGUUGAUCUAAUCAUAAUUUUGAUUCAUAUGGGCACUGUCUCGAUGAUGCUGUAUAUGAACAGAAAAAGAAGAAAGAGUAUUAACUGAAUUUGACGAUGUACCACAUUAUCAUCAUGUUGUACAUACUAAAUAGCAUACGGACUACUAAGUACCAAGAUUAACAAAAUGGAAAAGCUGGCAGAAACGCCUGUUUUCCCA
Oryza brachyantha (malo sina) is the source of this 2088-nucleotide messenger RNA. RefSeq names its product ferrochelatase-2, chloroplastic. The record is from RefSeq and is a predicted model, not a curated record. The transcript has 11 exons. NCBI's taxonomy places the organism in Eukaryota, Viridiplantae, Streptophyta, Magnoliopsida, Poales, Poaceae. Gene Ontology annotation, biological process: heme biosynthetic process. The coding region runs from base 264 to 1847 and encodes 527 amino acids. Gene Ontology annotation, molecular function: protoporphyrin ferrochelatase activity.